AAGCACGUGGGAACUAUGCGAUGACACCGUAAAGUUUGUGUUGCUCAAAACUUGUAAUGGUUGAAUGGAAACACAAAUAAUAGCCAAAUCAAAUAGAGCAAUGUAAUUACAUGUUUGCACACAUGCCGUUUUACUUGCAAUUGAAUUAUAAUUUCCCUCGCAAUUGGUGUUCAAACUACUGAUAUCGUCCAUACAUUGGAAGUUCGUGUUAUGUUCUGGAUCUCUGGCCCAGCAUUAUAGAAACCGUAAAAUUACCGGAACAGAACAGCGACCGGAGGUAAUGUAGGUGCAGUAGCAGCAGGCAUGUAGCUUUCAAGUUAAACGCUAAAAAUAUAACGAAGAUACAUCGAAACUGCGUUAGGUCCUACCCCUUUCAGACAGCAGUGUUGAAAUAUUUUUGCUUGUUUUUAGGGCAAAAAAAGCGUAUGUUAGUUUAGUUUUGUCAACAUGAUAGCUCGUUACCUGUUCAAUACAGCACCUUGUAACAAGAGUACCGAGUUUGCUAGCAGUGUCUCUAGAAUAGCUAGGUUAGCUAACUUUUCCGCACAUGCAUAAAUGAUUACACCAUCUAGCUAACUAGCCAGCUAGCAAAUGUACAAACAGCCUAGUCCGUUUGUUAUACCACUGUUACCCUAUGUAAGUUACUUUGUAAUAUGUUUGAUAGCUUGAACUAUGUGUCUAGAUAAUAUUGCUAUAAUGUGCAACGAAAUUAUGCCAGACUCAGUUAAGGUUUAACGCUAUGUAUUGGGAAAUUGGGAAGAAGUUUGCUAGACAGCUAGCUGGAUAUUGAAGAGCAGUGAGAUCAGAUAGCUAACUUAGUGUUUGGUGAUCGAAUGAAGCUUCAUUUGUGAAGCCAAGCCAGACAAAUAUUUAAGCAAAAUGCACUGGGCAGCUAACAUUAGCUUGUCCACAUUUCUAAUUGUGUGUUUUUGGUGGAUCAUUUGAUGUUAAGAUAACAAGGAGCAAGUGCUUAAUUGAAACAACAGGUAGCUAAGUUCACGUUAAUGGUCGGGUAGGAUUAAAUACACCAUUGUGAAAUAUAUUAAAAUUACAAUGGCAAGCGCUAUAGCAUCAAAAAUGGGACUGUCUUUGCGAAGAAAGCAAGCCAAGACAUUUAACGUUCAAAUAGCGACCAUGGACGCUGACAUGGAGUUCAGCUGCGAGGUCAAAUGGAAAGGGAAAGAUCUCUUUGAUCGGGUUUGUCGGACCAUAGGCUUGAGGGAGACCUGGUUCUUUGGCCUGCAGUACAGUGUCAAAGACAGCGUGGCCUGGCUGAAGAUGGAUAAAAAGGUCCUGGACCAUGACAUGCCUAAAGAAGAACCCAUCAUGCUGUACUUUCUGGCGAAGUUCUACCCUGAGAACGCAGAGGAAGAGCUGGUCCAGGACAUCACUCAACACCUGUUUUUCCUGCAGGUGAAGAGGAAGAUCCUGGAGGAGGAAAUCUACUGUCCCCCUGAAGCCUCCGUGCUCCUGGCCUCCUACGCCGUCCAAGCAAAGUAUGGGGACUAUGACCCUAACGUUCACAAACCAGGCUUCUUGGCUCAGGAGGAACUUCUACCAAAGAGGGUGAUCAACCUGUACCAGAUGACUCCGGAGAUGUGGGAGGAGAGGAUCACGGCCUGCUACGCCGAGCACCGUGGGAGAACAAGGGAUGAAGCGGAGAUGGAGUACUUGAAAAUUGCCCAGGACCUGGAGAUGUAUGGGGUCAAUUACUUCUUCAUUAGGAAUAAAAAGGGAACCAACCUGUUGCUGGGCGUGGAUGCAGUGGGAUUGCAUAUCUACGACCCAGACAACAAACUCACCCCCAAAAUCUCCUUCCUUUGGAAUGAAAUCCGCAACAUCUCCUACAGCGAUAAAGAGUUUGCCAUUAAGCCCCUGGAUAAGAAGACAAACGUGUUCAAGUUCAACUCCUCCAAGCUCCGGGUAAACAAGCUGAUCCUGCAGCUGUGCAUCGGGAACCACGACCUGUUCAUGAGGAGGCGGCGGGUGGACUCCCUGGAGGUGCAGCAGAUGAAGGCACAGGCGCGCGAGGAGAGGGCCCGCAAACAGGUGGAUCGGCAGCGUCUGGAGCGAGAGAAGCAGCUCCGUGAGGAGGCGGAGCGAGUGCGGGAUGAGCUGGAGAGACGUCUGCUUCAGCUGCAGGACGAGGCCCACAUGGCCAACGAGGCCCUACUGCGCUCGGAGGAGACGGCAGACCUGUUGGCAGAGAAGGCCCAGAUCGCCGAGGAGGAGGCCAAGCUGCUGGCCCAGAAGGCGGCCGAGGCAGAGCAGGAGAUCCAGCGGGUCAAGGUGACGGCGAUCCGCACCGAGGAGGAGAGGAGACUCAUGGAGCAGAAGAUGCUUGAGGCCGAGAUGAUGGCCCUCAAGAUGGCCGAAGAGUCGGAGAGGAGGGCUAAGGAGGCAGACCAGUUAAAGCAGGACCUCCACAAGGCUCGAGAGUCCGAGCGACGGGCCAAGAACAAGUUACUGGAGAUCACCAGCAGGUCCCCCUACACGGUAAACACACAGCCUGUCAACACGCCCCAUCAGACCCAACCAGGGACCCAACAGCAUCAGCCCCUGCCGCUGUCUGCCAACGCCAUGCCCCCCGACAUCCCUAGCUUCAACUUCAGCACAGAGAACCUCAGCUUCGACUUCAAAGACACCGACAUGAAACGCCUGUCAAUGGAGAUCGAGAAGGAGAAGGUGGAGUAUAUGGAGAAGAGCAAGCACCUGCAGGUGCAGCUGAACGAGCUGAAGACUGAGAUCGAGUCGCUGAAGCUGCGGGAGCGUGAGACGCCCCUGGACAUCCUGCACAACGAGAACACCGAGAAGGGCAACAGCAAGCAGAGCAACUUCAAGAAGCUCACAUUACAAAGCACCAAAUCCAGAGUGGCCUGCUUCGAGGAGCUGUAGCAGAGUGGACCCUGAUGGAAAUGUGUGUGUGAGUGUGAGUGAGUGUGUGUGUGUGUGUGUGUGAACAUGUGAGGGAAAACAUAUAUUGUGUGAGUGUGCACAUGUUGCAUUGUGUUCCUUAGGGUAUGGGCACAGUCGUCCGUUUAAGCACACCUAUAGGGCUAACACUAAACUAAACCACCUUGAUGAGACACUGACUAACUGCUGUUGCUGCUGCUCCGUGAGCCACAGUCCUCAUGAAUGUCUGCUGCGGCAGCGUUCACAUGCGUCCAGCACACACCUCCUGUACAAGAGAAAUCACUACUAGGCCCUGGCAAAGCCGUUCCAUUCCAUUAGUCCAGGCAAUGCACUACAUUCCAGCCGCCCGGCCGCUCAGCCCAGGCGGAGGUGGAGACCGAGGCGGUGAGGCCGUCUGAGAGACUAACUGUGAGGCACUCGGCUGCACGGUGACCAUGCUGAGGGAGUGGGCAUGGAACACGCUUCCUUGGCGUGCAUCUAACCCCCCAUUACCCCACCCCACCAGAAAAUGUGCAGCUCUGCUGGGUGAUUGAGUUUGUGCCUUAAUUGUAGGGUUUACAUUACAGGGAAA
Messenger RNA from Alosa alosa (allis shad), 3484 nucleotides. RefSeq names its product NF2, moesin-ezrin-radixin like (MERLIN) tumor suppressor a (gene nf2a). The record is from RefSeq and is a predicted model, not a curated record. The coding region runs from base 1054 to 2895 and encodes 613 amino acids. Gene Ontology annotation, cellular component: filopodium; cytoskeleton; adherens junction. NCBI's taxonomy places the organism in Eukaryota, Metazoa, Chordata, Actinopteri, Clupeiformes, Clupeidae. Gene Ontology annotation, biological process: regulation of cell shape; regulation of organelle assembly; positive regulation of early endosome to late endosome transport. The transcript is spliced from 16 exons. Gene Ontology annotation, molecular function: actin binding; cell adhesion molecule binding.